Molecule: messenger RNA, 5569 nt
Organism: Closterium sp. NIES-67
Lineage: Eukaryota; Viridiplantae; Streptophyta; Zygnematophyceae; Desmidiales; Closteriaceae
Source: the annotation of a GenBank genome assembly
CGCCAGGCCUCCUGGCACCGUCGUUUUGCGCCUCGGCCGUCUGCGCUGCGAGGCGUUGUGCUUAGCGGGUGCAUAUACGGAAUCCCAGGGAAACUAUCUGUUGCCUUGUCGAGCUUCUGUCUCUAGGCUCAAGCUAAGCCCAUCUAGACCUAAAUUUGAUCGGUUCAGAUCCGUUCGCGGAGGAGAGUCGGAUGAACGGAGCCGCCGCAUUGCCACCAGCUGCACAAUCCGCGGGACUGCUGAGCUCCGUGAAUCCCUCGCGUGCCGUGAAUCCCUCGCUUACCGUGAAUUCCUCGCGCGUCGUGAAUUCCUCGCGUGACUGCCCGAUCGCAGGAUACCCGACCAGAUUGAAACCAGAGGCGACCGCAUUCGUGGGUGAAUCCGCCGGAAUUUGUCGUCUGGUAACUAGAUCGUCCAAGAACGACACGGCAUUUCUCUUGUCGUCGCGAGCCGUUUUGUCUGCAAGUUCGUUGUCCUGCUGCGAGAGAAAAGCACCGAGGCACGACGCACCCUGUCGCCUUAUCUGCCACGUGUCAUCCAUGGCGGAUUCCAGAGGUCCGCGUGUAGCGGAUGCUGACGUGGAUAUGGUAGACGAUGUUCAAGCUGAUCAACCAAACCUGCAGGGCGAUGCUGACAUGUCUCUAUCCGACGGUCACGAUCCGGAGAUCAUAAAAUCCGAGGAGGAUAAGAAGGCGUACCGUAUGGUAACGCUCCCAAAUGGGUUAAUUACCCUUUUGAUUUACGACCCUGAGAUUGCCGCGUCAGGGGAUGAUGAGGAUGAUGAUGAGGAGGAGGAGGAGGAUGAGGAGAUCGAGAGUGAGGAAAGCGAUGAGGAGAUGAGUGUGGCUGAGGAGGCUGGGGAUAGUGGUGGGUCAAAAAGCAGUAAAAAGGGCAAGGGGGGGAAGGGAACAGAGGGGGGGAAGGCCAAGGGGCGAAAAGGUGCUAGUAAAGGAGGUAAAGGAGGUGAUGAUAACGAGGGUGAGGAUAGCGAUUGGGAGACAGCGAGUGAGGAAGAAGAGGGGGAGGGGGAGGAUGGGGGAUUUGAAGGAAAGGAGGGAGAGAAGGCAAAGGUGGCAGAUACCCGGGGGAAGGAAGGCAAGGAGGGGGCAGCAGGGGUUGAGAAGACGGGCGGAGAGGGGAAGGCGACAGGGAAGAGGAAGAAAGUGGGGGGGAUUCGGCUGGGCGGUGGUGGCGCUGGGCGGAAGGGGAAGGUUGGGGAGAAGAGUGGGGCGAAGGGAGCGGUAGGAGGAGAGGGGGAUGAGGAGGUUGAAGAGGGUAGUGAGGAGGAGAUGGAGAGUGGAGAGGAGGAGGAGUAUGAUGAUGAGGAUGAGGAGGGGGAUUCUGAUGAGGAAGAUGAGGAGGAUGAUGAGGAUGAUGAUGACCAACCAGGAGCAGCAAAGAAGCUGGCAGCAGCUGCAAUGUGUGUGGGGGUGGGAAGCUUCCUCGAUCCACCCGAUGCUCUCGGCCUUGCACAUUUCCUCGAGCACAUGCUGUUCAUGGGCAGCGUCAAGUUCCCUGAUGAGAACGAGUACGACUCGUUCCUGAGGCGGCAUGGGGGGGGCUCCAACGCGUUCACAGAGACGGAGUUCACGUGCUACCACUUCGACGUGGCGCACAAGUACCUGCACCCUGCGCUGGACAGGUUUGCGCAGUUCUUUGUGGCGCCGCUAGCCAAGGCAGAAGCAAUGGAGCGAGAGGUUCAGGCUGUGGACUCUGAGUUCAACAUCAGUCUGCAGAGCGACGUGUGCCGCGUGCAGCAGCUGCAGUGCUUCACUUGCGCCCAGCCCGACCACCCCUUCCACAAGUUCUCCUGGGGCAACCGCAAGAGCCUCAUCGACGACCCCGCCGCCCUGGGCGUCGACAUGAGAGAGCGCCUGCUGCAGCUGUACUCGCGGUUCUACACUGCGGGAGCUAUGCGACUGGUGGUGGUGGGAGGAGAGCCCCUGGACACCCUGGAGUCAUGGGUGCGGCAGCUCUUCUCCCCCAUCCCCCCGGGCGGCAGCGGCAUCCACCCGCUGGUGCACCAGCUGCCACCACCAGUCACCUUCUCGGCGCGCUCCCAGGACUCGGAAAUGCUCGGGCCUGACCAGGAGGACGCGGGGAAAGGGGAGGUGCUGGGAGGGGGAUGCGAUGGCAGUGCUGCUGUUGCUGGCGGUAACGGUGCUGCUGCUGCUGGCGGUGGUGCUGUUGGGGGAAGGAAGGGUCCUCUGGCAGCGGUUCUGGCAGGGAGUAGAGCGGCGUCAGAGGUGUCUACAGCUGCCACGGCCGCUGGUGGUGCUGGGAAGGGUUCUGAGGCGUGUAGGAAAGGCACCGCUGGUGGGAUGCAGGUGGGGAAGACAGGAAGGAGUGCAGAAAAAUGGGGCGGUGGGAAGGUUGAGGGGGAGGAGGGGGAGAGGGGAGAGAGAGCAGGUGCGGCGGAAGGGGGCGAUGGGGGGCAGUGGAGGGGGGUGUGGGAGGGGGGCCGGCUGUACGAGGUGGCGAGUGUGAAGGAGCAGCAGCAGGUGUCGCUCAUGUGGUCGCUGCCGUGCCUGCAUGGCGAGUACGAGAGCAAACCGCACGACUACAUCUCGCACCUUAUUGGGCAUGAGGGCAGCGGCAGCCUGCUAUCUCUGCUCAAGGGCAAGGGAUGGGCAACCGAACUGGCAGCGGGGGUGGGGGAGAGCGGAUACGAGAAGAGCUCCCUCGCCUUUGUCUUCACCGUUACAGUCACACUCUCAGAUGACGGCCUCAAGCACGCUCUAGACGUGGUGGGAACGGUGUUCCAGUACAUCACCAUGCUGCGCCAGGCCCCCCCCCAGCACUGGGUGUUUGAGGAGCUUCAGGCCAUCGCAGUAAUGGACCUGCGGUUUGCAGAGGAGGAGUCGCCGGAUGAGUACGCCGUCAGGCUUGCAGGCAACAUGUUCUACUACCCCAAGCGCCACGUGAUAGCAGGGGACUACAUCCAUGACAAGUGGGAUCCGGAUCGGAUUGCCUACCUGCUCUCUCUGCUCUCACCCCACUCUGUGCGCCUGGACCUGCUCACACACUCCUUCGACCACAGCAGGGAAGGCAUUCUCAAGGAGCCCUGGUUUGGCGUGCCCUACACCACCACCCAGGUGCCUGCGUCCCUGCUGGACCAAUGGGCGAGCGACACGUGGCUGAACCCCGACCUGUGCAUGCCCCCGCGCAACGAGUUCAUCCCCACUGACUUCUCCCUGCGCCCCUCCAAGACCACCACCACUGCUGCUGCUCCCACUGCGGCCACCACUGCUGCCGCCACCGCUGCUGCUGCAAGCACUGCUCCCUUGGCUCUCAACACAGCCCCCGUUACCGCUGCCACCACCACCGCUGCCGCUACGACAUCUGCUCCUGUCUUGGGUUCUAGUCCUGGUGGCGAUACUUGUGCUGUUAGCAGUAGUCAGCCACUUAACGGCAGUGCGCCCAGCGUUCCCCGCGUGGUUCUGGAGGACGGGCGGUGCAAGGUGUGGCACAAGCAGGACGACGUGUUCCUCACUCCGCGCCUCAACGCCCACUUCGCCCUCUCCUCCCCCUCCGCCUGCGACUCUGCCCGUUCCGCUGCGCUCACGGAACUGGCUGUCAAGCUGAUUGAGGACUCCUUGAACGAGACGCUCUACCUGGCGAGUGUGGCCAAGCUAGACACGGUCAUGUCGGUGCAGGGCUUUAAGAUCGAGGUCCGCAUCACAGGGUUCAGCCACAAGCUGCCAGCGCUUGCCGCCCGCAUCUUCCGCCACAUCAGCACGUUCCAGGCGGCUGCCGACCGCUUCAGUGCCCUCAAGGAGGAGCGGUGCCGGGCGUACCGCAACGCGCUCUUAAAGCCCCUCAAGCACUCGGCAUACCUGCGCCUGCUGCUGCUGCGCACGCCGGCCUGGACCAUCCCCGAUAAGCUAUCGGCGCUGAGUGCAUGCGAGGUGGAGGACUUGAAUGCAUUCCUCAAGUCCCUCUUCUCUUGGGUGCACAUGGAGGUGCUGAUCCAUGGCAAUGCAACAGAAGCAGACGCUCUAUCACUAGCUGCAGCCGUCACCGACACGCUCCCGGUGCCCGCCCCUCCACUGCUGGAGAUCCCAGCCGAGCGCUGCCUGCAGCUGCCACGUGGCGCGUCCCUGUUGGUGGAGAGCCCGGUGGGGAACCCAGCAGAGGAGAACUCAGCAGUGGAGGUGUAUUACCAGGCAUGCCAGGACCUGGGCCGAGCGUCCAUCAGAGACCGCUCGCUCGUGGACCUGCUAGAGCAGGUCAUGUCAGAGCCUCUGUUCGACACAUUGAGGACCAAGGAGCAGCUGGGGUACCGCGUGGACUGCGGCACGCGCCUCACCCACGGCGUCUUUGGCUUCUGCAUCCGCGUGCAGUCAGCCGAAUAUGGCCCGGAUUACCUGCAGGGCAGGGUAGACUCGUUCCUCAAGACCUUCCGAGACAACCUGAGCGCCCUACCGGAGACUGACUUCAGGGCGCACAGGGCGGCCCUGCAGGUGCUGAAGAUGCGCAAAGACCACACGCUGGGGGAUGAGACGCACCGCUACUGGGAGCAGAUCUGGGAGGGCAGCUCUCUAUUCAACUCGCGCCAACUGGAAGCCGUAGCUCUCUGCAACAUCACGCUUGCUGAGCUGUGCGCGUGGUUCGACCGCCACGUCAGCAUGACACCUGUCAGUGAUGACGUGGACAGCUUCACAGAAGGCCCGGCUGUCGAGAAUGGAGGGGGCAAUGGGGAGGCUGGAGGGGAGGCGGGUAAUGGGGAGGCUAAUGAGGGGGAUGGGAGAGGGAAGGUGCAUGCGAGACGGGCUCUGGUGCACGUGUGGGGGGCAGGGAAGUGGAAGGAGAGAGGGGAGGUGAGCAGCGAGGAAGGGGAGAAGGAUGCUGGGAAGGUUGAGAAGGGUGGGAAGAAGGGUGGCAAGGAUGGCAAGGAUGGCAAGGAGGGUGCUGCUAUCACUAGUAAGGAUGGUGGGUGGAGGGAAGGGCAGGUGGUGGUGGAGGUGGGGGAUAUAGAGAAGGAAAAGGCUUCUCUUGAGCUGUUUCCGCUGGUCAAACUGGUGGCUGUGUGAUUGCGGUGGCAAAGGCUGCACUGUUGUUGACUCAGCUUUUCUCGCAGUGUGCGAAGCUGCGAGAGUCAGAGGUGGGAUACACAGGUGUGUGCUGCACUGCACGCACGCAGACUUUUGAGUCUACUCAAAAGUCAGCUCGUAAUUGCGGUGGCACAAGCUGCACUGUUGUUGACUCAGCUGUUCUCGCAGUGAGAGUAGCUGCGAGCAGCGACAUUCAUAUUAGGUGGGAUACACGGGUGUGUGCUGCACUGCACGCACGCAUUGCUGGUCGUGGGUGUGCAUGUGCAACACCUUAAGAGAGCGUGCCGUAAACCAAACCACUGAAAGGUGCACCACUGUCUGUUGUUACCCUCCGGUAAUGGCUUCAAUUUGUGGUGCUUUUUUUGGCAGCAUUAGUUAUGGUGUAGUAGUUGAUGCAGGCCCUCAGAUUCGUUUUAGGCCACUGAAUUUUCAGGGUCGGUACACAAAGGCACCCUGAAAACACCCUGAAAAUCAGGGUUGGUACUGUUUUUAAACUAUCUAUACUAUUCCAACGA